UGAUUGAUCUCUCAAUUCUUUACACAAAAAAAACCAAAUAAGAAAAUAAGAAACCCAUUUAUUUUAGCUAGACCUAUAUAGCCUAUAGGCAGUUUCCAAGCCAAUGGAGGCGUGCAUCAUCACAAACACAAAGCACGACAAAAACUAGGUCCACCAUCACCACCAACACCACCACAAAAACCCUUUCAUUCCAUUUCUAAAAGAAAAGGUUCUCAUUUUCAUUUCAAAAAAAGAAAAAAAGAAAGAAGAAUGGCAAACAACAAAAACACAACCAAGAAAGAAGCGCAAGCCCUUCUGUUAGGGCGGUACGAGGUCGGAAAACUCCUAGGCCACGGUACCUUCGCGAAAGUCUACCACGCUCGGAACGUGAAAACCAACGAAAGCGUGGCCAUCAAGGUAAUCGACAAGGAGAAAAUCCUGAAAGGGGGUCUGAUCGCUCACAUCAAGCGCGAGAUCUCGAUCCUCCGCCGUGUCCGACACCCGAACAUCGUGCAACUCUUCGAAGUCAUGGCCACGAAAUCCAAAAUCUACUUCGUCAUGGAAUACGUGCGAGGCGGCGAGCUGUUCAACAAGGUUGCCAAAGGUCGGCUCAAAGAGGACAUAGCUCGCAAGUACUUCCAACAAUUGAUCUCGGCCGUCGCUUUUUGCCACUCGCGUGGGGUUUAUCACCGCGACCUUAAACCCGAGAAUCUCUUGCUCGACGACAAUGGAGAUCUGAAAGUUUCGGAUUUCGGACUCAGUGCCGUGUCCGAUCAGAUUCGACAAGACGGGCUGUUUCACACGUUUUGUGGUACACCUGCUUAUGUGGCUCCCGAGGUUUUGGGUCGAAAGGGCUACGAGGCUGGUAAGGUUGAUAUUUGGUCUUGUGGGGUUGUACUCUUCGUUUUGAUGGCUGGGUAUUUGCCUUUUCAUGACCAGAACAUUAUGUCUAUGUAUAAGAAGAUUUACAAGGGUGAGUUUCGGUGUCCGAGGUGGUUUUCGCCUGAGUUGACUCGGCUAUUAACUCGGCUUCUUGAUACAAACCCUGAGACCCGGUUUACGAUUCCGGAAAUCAUGGAGAAUCGGUGGUUUAAGAAGGGGUUUAAGCACAUCAAGUUUUAUAUAGAGGAUGAUAGGGUGUGUAAUGUGGUGGAUGAGAAGGAAGAGGAGGAGGAAGAUGAUAAUGAUUCGGUUUCGUCUCUAUCCGAGACGGAAUCAGAAUCGGGGUUUGAGGCUGCUAGGAGGUCGAAGAGGGUGGGCACGUUGCCGAGGCCGGCGAGCUUGAAUGCUUUUGAUAUAAUAUCGUUCUCACGCGGGUUUGAUUUAUCUGGGUUGUUUGAAGAAGGUGGGGAUGAGUCGAGGUUUGUAUCUGGUGCACCUGUAUCGAAAAUUAUAUCGAAAUUGGAGGAGAUAGCGAAGCUGGUCAGCUUUACAGUGAGGAAGAAGGAUUGCAGGGUGAGCUUGGAGGGGUCAAGGGAAGGAAUUAAGGGGCCAUUGACGAUUGCGGCUGAGAUUUUCGAAUUGACGCCGAGUUUGGUGGUGCUAGAAGUGAAGAAGAAAGGAGGGGAUAAAGGAGAGUAUGAUGAUUUCUGUAACAACGAAUUGAGACCCGGGUUGCAGAAUUUGAUGCUAGAAGAAGCUGAAGCAGCUGCUGCUGGUGCUCGUGCUGGUGGUUCUUCGUUUUCUUCUUCGGCUUCGUUUGCAGCUUCGGAUACUUCUUCAUACCCACCUUCAUAUCCUCCUUCGGAUACUGAAUAGAUUGGGAGUGAAAGAGAUAGUAAAAAGAGAGAGAGAGAGAUUGAGAAAGGAAGGGAAAAGGGUAUGCUUUUCUUUUUUCUCUUUCUGUCUCACCUUUUUUCUUUUACUAAAAUGUAGUAUAUGAUAUAUGUUUUCCUUGUCUUUGAAUGUUCUGUUGUGUUACUUAGGAACUUUAGAUUCAUCUAAUUUCGUAUUUUAUUGUUGUAUCGGGAAAUCCUAGAUAAAUUUAUAAAGAAUGGAGUACAGUUUUUCUA
Molecule: messenger RNA, 1991 nt
Organism: Quercus robur (English oak)
Lineage: Eukaryota; Viridiplantae; Streptophyta; Magnoliopsida; Fagales; Fagaceae
Product: CBL-interacting serine/threonine-protein kinase 12-like
Exons: 1
Coding region: 250-1737 (495 amino acids)
Biological process (GO): signal transduction; protein phosphorylation
Molecular function (GO): ATP binding; protein kinase activity
Source: RefSeq, a predicted model, not a curated record